ACGGUGUAUUCCUCUCAUAUCUUAAAGAAAAGCUUUAUGUAGAAAAAAAGAUUCAUGACGCAGCUUAUGUAAGAAUAAACUUGUGGAAUGGAAUUAGUUGCAGGGAGGAGGUCUGAUUUCGUUCAGUUCUCACAGUGAUCUAGUGUCUGACUUUUCUAGGGAAUCCAAUCAAUAAAAUUGAAGACUGGCUGCAGGAUUGCGGCAAAUUAAAUACUACUGACUCUCAUUGGAAAAGAAUAUGAAUAUGUGUGAGUUUUUCCAUGAAAAAGCUCCUUGGAAAAUGUAGUAAGUGACUUCAACCUAUAAGACUGUUUUUGGUUUAGAUACUCUGAAGAAGGAUUUUCUGAGGAAGCAGGACAGUUUAUCUACAAUGGCUUCUGCAGCCAUGGAACCAGCUUUGAAGAUGACUUGACCCUGGGAGCAGAGGCCACACUACUGGCCGCCAAUGGCAAACUCUUCUCCAGGACUUUCCUCGAGACAGCCAGGCCUUGCCAGCUACUUGAUCUUGGCUGUAGUUUGGCUUCCAGCAGCAUGACUGGGGGGACCAACAAGACGAGUUCAAGCAUCUCAGAAAUUCUGGACAAAGUGCAAGAAGAUGCAGAAGAUGUCCUCUUCAGUCUGGGCUUUGGCCAAGAGGAUCACAAAGACACUUCUCGGAUACCUGCCCGAUUUUUCACCACCCCGUCCCAGGCCAAGGGCAUUGAUUUCCAGCUCUUCCUGAAGUCCCAGGUGCGGAGGAUUGAAAUGGAAGACCCCUGCCUCAUGCUGGCCAGCAGGUUUAAGCAGGUGCAAACACUGGCUGUCACUGCUGAUGCCUUCUUCUGUCUCUACUCCUAUGUGUCUAAGACACCUGUCCAAAAGUUCACACCAUCCCACAUGUUCUGGAAUUGCAACCAUCCAACUGAUGUGCCAUCCAUCAGGAUUCUGUCCCGAGAGCCUGAACCCCACUCACCCAGAGACCGCCUUCGGAAAGCCAUCUCCAAGAUGUGUCUGUACACAUGCCCCCGAGAUCGGCCACCACUACCCCACAACACCCCCAAAAGGAACAGUUUGGACCAAGUUGUGUUGGAAGUGAUGGACAAAGUGAAAGAAGAGAAGCAGUUCCUCCAGCAAGACUCUGAUUUGGGGCAAUUCUCACAGGAAGAUCCUGUGCCCCCUGUUGAGGGUAAAAAGUUGCCCACUUCUCCCUAUCCAUGUGUCCUCUGCUGCAAAGCGGAAACACAGCAGGGGAUGUCCACAGUGCUGGCACCAUCACAAACUCUGGAUUCAAACCCCAAGUUACCCUGUUGCACACAUUCUCUGCCCAUAGAAGAUCCACAGUGGAGCACAGACCCAGCUCAGAUAAGGAGAGAGCUGUGUAGUCUACCAGCCACCAAUACCGAAACCCAUCCAGCCAAGGAUGAGACUUUCUGGAAAAGAAAUAGCAGAGCAAGAAAGAGCCUGUUCCAGAAGAAUCUCAUGGGCAGAAAGGUUAAGUCCUUGGACCUGUCCAUCACCCAGCAGAAAUGGAAGCAGAGUGUAGACAGACCAGAACUGCGUCGGUCUUUAAGCCAGCAGCCACAGGACACUUUUGACUUGGAGGAGGUGCAAAGCAACAGUGAAGAGGAGCAGAGUCAGAGUCGCUGGCCCAGCAGACCCAGGCACCCCCCUCACCACCAGACUUUUGCUGGCAAAGACUCGUGAAGCUUUAUCCACCACCACAACAGCAUGUGGUCUGACAGAAGUGGCUUCAUAGAAGAACCUAAAAGCCACCUCUUGCAGGAAACUGCACUGCCCUCAACAUCCAGCCCCUACUCCUUGGUCCUCCAAACCCCCAAACUCUGCAGGAGAAAGGCAGCAUCGUACAUGGAGAGGAAGACCAGACUGAGCGAUUUGGAAUCCACAUCCUAAUGCUGCCACAAGCUGCAUGCAAAAAGACCUUAGGCACAUCACUUCAUUUCUCUGUACACUGGUUUCUCUACUAUGUGUGUAUUAAAAUAUAUAAUGUGGACAAUAGUAAACUGAACAAAGCCUUAAUUUUCUCCCAAGCUUUGACAUUGCCAAGGGCAGUUAGGAGACUUCAGGAUCAAGGUUAGGGGACAAGUUUUUUUCUAAUACUUUCAAAAGGCCCAAGUGAAGAGAGGAAGGACACCUCACUUUCUGGCUCUAAAAGCAUGGUGCAUCUCACAGUAAGAUUCCCUCUGCACCUCUGUUCAUCCCUGUGUUCCUAACUAAAUUCCAGAAAAUCUUCCACAACACCGGAGUCCUAUUUUUCUUCUUGAGACCUCCUUUGAAGAAAUCAACUUGGAGGCUC
Molecule: messenger RNA, 2293 nt
Organism: Nomascus leucogenys (northern white-cheeked gibbon)
Lineage: Eukaryota; Metazoa; Chordata; Mammalia; Primates; Hylobatidae
Gene: TESPA1
Product: thymocyte expressed, positive selection associated 1
Exons: 9
Coding region: 532-1683 (383 amino acids)
Molecular function (GO): signaling receptor binding
Source: RefSeq, a predicted model, not a curated record